GCUUGACCCCUUCGAUAUCGUCGAGAGUUUUGGCUUCUUUUCCACCUUGGUCGUAAAAAGAUGCCUCGAAUUACUCGCAGUGCUCAGAAACAAAUCGAAUUUCGUUGUCAGAAGACUCGAUCACAGCAGAAGAAGAACGAAGGAACGAUCGCGGCAAGUCGAAGCAAACACACACGAGAAUGUUCGAUCUCACCGAGAAAACGCCGCGAUCCCGCGAAGGCUUGUCAAACACCGGUUUCCGUAUCCCCGAAGAAGAGAAAGAACAAUGAUGGAAAGGUUAGAGAAGUUGUUUCCAGCGAUGAAGAGAACUCUGAUCCAAAACAGAAGCUUUCGUUUGCAGGGCUUGAUUCACCAAAGACAACACCAAGAAACCAAGCAAGAUGCAAGAGUAAAAAUGCUGGUCUUAAAGAGGGGUCGGAACCAAGGAAAAUAAUCUCGCUUGCUCGUCAGGAUGGUAAAAAAUGCCAAGUUAUCUUUGUGAACUGCAUGGCUCUUAAACAACCUCAAGACAUUUUCAAGAAGAUAGCAGUUGAAUUAGUGGGAGAAGACCAAUGUCCAGCAAAAACUUCACAAAAAUUCCUUGAAGAGGAAUUUUCUUCAUCAGCUGUAACAAGAAUCCUUAUCUUAGAUGAAAUGGAUCAACUUGAAUCAAAACAUCAGGAAAUUCUUUACACUAUGUUCGAAUGGCCCUCUUUGCCAAAAUCAAAGCUAAUUCUAAUUGGGAUUGCAAAUGCCUUGGAUUUGACUGACAGGAUUCUUCCAAGACUACAAGCUAGACCUAAAUGUAAACCAGAGCUUCUUCACUUUGCACCUUACACAAAGGAACAGAUUGUGCAAAUUAUAAAGGACAGAUUGACAACGGUGGAUGAUGGAAAUAACAUUCUUGACGCUUCAGCUGUGCAGUUUUGCGCAAGAAAGGUGUCGGCCAUGGCAGGUGACAUGAGAAAAGCCUUAGAUAUCUGCAGGCGAGCAGUUGAAGUGGUAGAAUCUGGAGAAAGAAAGCAACAGAUUUUACAACCAGUUGGAAAAGCUGAAUCUCCCUCAAAAAAACUUGAAACUCCACCAAAGCCUAAAAAGGUUGGAAUUUCUCAGAUUGCUAGUGUUGUAGCAGAAGUUUAUGGAUCCCGUCUGGUCUCUGGCCCCGGAAGUGAACAGCCAACAAUACCACUGCAACAGAAGCUUCUUAUCUGCACGUUUUUGUUGAUGACAAAGGAACGCAACACCAAAGAAGUAGUUUUAGGAAAGUUUCAUGACACUUACUGUAAAAUCUGUACCAAGAGAAAAGUCUCCCAUCUUGGUCAGGAGGAUUUUCUUGGGCUGUGUAACAUCCUUGAGACCAGAGGACUUCUUGGAAUGAAAAGAGCUAAAGACACAAGGAUGAUGAAGGUGACCCUAAAAAUUGAUGAAAGAGAGGUUGACUAUGCAUUACAAGACAAAACAUUACUGUCUUCAAUUCUACAGGAAGGAAUGCCAACAUCUUCUAAGAAAUAAAUUUAAGUGACAAAUUUGAAUUUGAAGUUAUUUGCACUUUUUUUUAUAAAAACUUGUUAGAUAAUUUUCUUGAUAGACCAUUUUAUUUCAUUCAAAUGUUUUGCUUCAAUUUGGAUUUAUUUUAAAGUUACCCUUAUUUAAACUGAGUCUUUGAGAGCCAGUAAAAAAUAUUUUGUAACUAUAUAAAGAAUGCGUUAAUUUUAUUUUCAAGUAAAAAAUUUCUGUGACCUGAGGGACUGAUCAUUAUUUAUAGUCAGGGGGAGGGGGGGGUCAGAGGAUUAUGAUUUGCCAAGGACCUCAUUGGA
Pocillopora damicornis (cauliflower coral) is the source of this 1796-nucleotide messenger RNA. RefSeq names its product DNA replication factor CDC6. Gene Ontology annotation, cellular component: nucleus. Lineage: Eukaryota; Metazoa; Cnidaria; Anthozoa; Scleractinia; Pocilloporidae. The record is from RefSeq and is a predicted model, not a curated record. Gene Ontology annotation, molecular function: DNA replication origin binding; ATP hydrolysis activity. Gene Ontology annotation, biological process: DNA replication initiation; mitotic DNA replication checkpoint signaling; cell division.